AAAAAGUUUUUUUACAAAGAGACUUGUUUAUUGUGUCGCUGUCGCCAAAGUAUGGCCGUCUUGUUAGUGUCUUUCUGAUAUUAAACUGCGAUUUUGCAAUGUAUUGUACAAUCUUGUUAAAGCUUGCAUAUUCUUUGUGGACUAAUUUAAUACAACUUUUUGGAAAGAUCAUUUUAAAGACCCUUUUAUUUUUAAGUUUUGACAGUAGCAUAUCAGAUAUGUUUUAAUUGCUGAUGCGGUAUUGUUGAUUUUUAAAAUGCGCCGGAUAAUAGCCCAUUUUGUAAACAACUGAGGUGAUGCAAUGCCUAGUCGUGCUUAAGUGUGUUUCUAACUACUCUCCAGUCCUGGUGUUAUAAAUGCUGGCAAAAUGAAAGACGUUUUGAGUUUUGUGUUGCCAUAGAAACCAUAGAGGUGGAGAAAAAAGCCGACUGCGGGAGGAAGAGUGAAACUUUGAAGAUAUCAGCAGGAUAGGAGACGGAAACUCGAAGAUUUCGUUAGUGAGAGCCUUCAGAGACAACGGGCAGAGAUGAAUCGGGACUCACAGAAGCUGCCUGCGGGGACCAGCCCGCUGCAGACAGGACAUGACACGAGCUUUGCCCUCUUGGAUCUGCAGCAGAAACGCAGAGAAGCAGAUUUGCUGGACGAAAAGCUCAAGGAGCGCAAACAGAAAUUGGAGAACUUACAGCAGUGUGCAGAUGAGUUGGAGGAAGAGAUAAAGAAAGUAAAGGAGUUGUUCUUCAGUCGUGAUAUGUUGCUGAAGACUCAGGCUGCAGAUGAAGCUGCUGAUAGAGCAGAGAGGGAGAGGAAAGAGGAGAUUCGGGUGCAGGAGGAUCUGGAGAGGUUAAAGGUGGAGUGUGCCACAUUGAGGGAGACAAAUGAGGAGCUGAAGAGUCAGGUGGACAGACUCGCUAUGUCUAAGAAAUUCCUGGAACAAGUGGUCAAAAUGACAAAGUUUGAUGAUAUAGAGGCACUCACGGCUCAUUGUGAGAAUCUUCUCCACUUUCGAGACCAACUGUAUCGGAGGGAGAGUGAGGCGCUGGAGCAGGUCGACCAGGAGAGAAAAGCACUGCUGACACUGGAAGACAAGCAUCACUUCCUGCGGCUGCACAAGAACAACCAGCUGUCCAAGCUCCAGACCGAGCUGGAGGAGACACGCUCCGAAGCUCACACAUGGGAGAGAAAGUGGAACCACAUUCAGGAAACGGCAGCAAAGAAGACACUCAGACUGGGACAGAUCAAGAUAGCCACUCUCAACCUCUUUGAAAUGAUAGAUGACAAGGUAAAAGACGAGGAAGCUGUGGAUAUAAACGACACGGAGAAACAGCUGGACCAGCUCAAGAUGUUCUUCCAGGACCAUCAGGACAUGGUGAAUAAACAUCAAACUCCCUCACAGAGACAUGAUGGACAGAAAAAAGACAAGCGUGUUGUAAUUCACAGUGAAAAAAAACAUAGUUAGAAAUGACUUAAACAUACCUUUCCCUGCUGCUUUAAAACUGAACAAGUAUUGAAUAAACUCUGCUAUUUAAAUGAACCAUGAACUUGAAGACAGUAACCCUCAAUAAACUGACACUGAGGUCAAACAACAACUGAUUAAUCCUCCUGCUUUGCUACUUACAGUAGUAAAACUAGAGACAUGUUUAUAGUUCAUGCUGGGAAGUAUGCUAAGAGCCGACCAAUAUUUCUCAAAAAACUUAUUACGUCAUUGUAAUUAGCAUGGCUUGAUUAUGUCUGAUGAGACAACAACUCACCUUUUUGGCCAUCAGACUAGACGCUAUGUUUGGCGAACACCAAACACUGAACAUCACCACAAACGCACCAUCUCCAGCCUGAAGCAUGGUGGCAGCAUCAUGCUCUGGGAAUGUUUCUCAGCAGCAGGCCCUGGAAGGCUGCAGGACCAGUCUUCUUCUUGUCCGGUCACUAAGAUUGAGCUCUAGGCAGAUUUAAACAAGUGCCAUACUGCUUCCAUUUCUUAAUGAUGGUUUAACUGAACUCUGUGGGAUGUCCAGUGAGCUGGACAUUUCUUUGUAGCCAUCUCUUGACUUAUACUUUUCAAUGAUCUUUUCUCUGAGUUGCUUGAAGUGUUCUUUUGUCUUCCUGUUGCAAUUGUAGCAGGAAUAGUGAUGAACCAGAGACUGGACCUCCCACACACAGAUGUUUUUAUACUACGAUCACUUGACACACAUCAGCUGCACUCAGGUGAUCUCGAGUUCUGGAACUCUGUUGAAUUAGGUCAGUUACCUUAAAGGGGAUGAAUACUUAUGCAAUCAUUUAUUUUACCUUAUAUAUUUUUAAUUAAUUGAUAUUAUUUUGUAAAAAUCUGUUUUCACUUUGAUAUCAAGGAGGGUUUUUUUGCAAAUUCUUUUUAAGAGGGCCAAAUUAUAUUGACCAUGAUUUCAUGUGUUAAAGCAACAAAAGGUUGAAACAUCCAAGGGGGAUGAAUACUUUUGCAAGCCACUGUAUGUGUAUGAGUGGGAGUAGGGAACUGGUUGUCUGUAACUAUAUGUCAGCGACCUGCUCAGGGUGUACCCCGCCUCUCGCCCAAUGUCAGCUGGGAUCGCCCCCAGCCCCCCCGAGUGCGGAUAAGUGGAUAAUGAAUGAAUAUACUAGGGCUGGGCGAU
Centropristis striata (black sea bass) is the source of this 2618-nucleotide messenger RNA. RefSeq names its product coiled-coil domain-containing protein 42 like-2-like. The coding region runs from base 527 to 1456 and encodes 309 amino acids. NCBI's taxonomy places the organism in Eukaryota, Metazoa, Chordata, Actinopteri, Perciformes, Serranidae. The record is from RefSeq and is a predicted model, not a curated record. The transcript is spliced from 8 exons.